AUGUCUUCUAUUGUUGUGUUUUACUUUGUGCAUGUUUCGGACUGGAUUUCUUCCUUGAUUUAUUUUAUUUUAGAUCAUGGCUUUUUGACUGCUUUGAUUUUCUUAUCGAUUCCUUACAAUACUUCAUUAAAAGUAUUCAAGAUGUUCUUUGAUGAUAAAUAUGCUUAUCAAGAUUGCGAAAGAAAAUUCUUGGAUCCAAUGAAAUUUGUAGAUGCUCCAUUAAGAGACUGGAAUGAGCAUGAAGAAAUCUUACUCAUUCCACCUAUCUUGCAGAAACUCCUUUACACUGCAACUGAUUUUGAGAUACAACAAAAUGACGAGCCAUUGCUUGUUUCUAAUAUAUAA
This is a messenger RNA of Trichomonas vaginalis G3, 345 nucleotides long. RefSeq lists its product as uncharacterized. The transcript has a single exon. The record is from RefSeq and is a predicted model, not a curated record. The coding region runs from base 1 to 345 and encodes 114 amino acids. Lineage: Eukaryota; Parabasalia; Trichomonadida; Trichomonadidae.